CAUGCCCCAUUUGCCACUUGGCAGCACGAGAGCCAAUGCUGACCAAGUGUGGUCACCAAUUUUGCCAGGAGUGCUUGAGGCCCCUCAUUAGGGAUGGUAAUGUGACGUGUUUCAUGUGCAGAGAGGAACUGAAGAAAUCAGAAAUGUUUCUAAACAACAUGACGAAACGUGAGAUUCUUAGUUUGAAGAUUUUGUGUGAUAAGUGUGAGGAAGGCUGUAGCUGGCAAGGUGAACUGAGACAGGGUGAUGAACACAACCAGGAAUGUGGCUAUGUAGUUGAAGCGUGCAGCAAUGAUUGUGGGAAAAGGAUAAUGAGAAAGGACAUGGACUAUCACAAGCAGAAUGAAUGUAAUCGCCUAAUUGUGGGUUGUUGCUACUGUGAUACAGAGCUGGAAUAUGGACAGUUAACUGUUCACUAUGAGAUAUGUGAUAGUUACCCUGUUGACUGUCCUUAUGAGUGUGGAACGCAGGUUGCUAGGAAGGACGUGGAAGUGCACAUCAGCAGAGAGGGUGUAUGCCCCACCAGUCCUCUACAGUGUGAUUUUGCAUCAGCUGGAUGCCAGUUCAUUGGGAAUAGAGAGCAACUACAAGACCACCUGGACAAGAACAUAGUCUAUCAUCUUAGUUUGGCUAUGCAAACAGUGAGUAAUGUACAAGAGAGAUUGGCGAGUGCUGAAAAGAAUGAAGCAGAAAUGGACAAUGAGUUAGCAGCUGUUACGAAAACACUGCAACAUACAGAAAGUGAGUUAGCAGUUGUUAAGAAAACACUGCAAAAGACAGAAAGUGAGUUAGUGGCUGUUAAGAAAACACUGCAAAAGACAGACAAUGAGUCGGUGGAUGGUAACAGAACACUGCAACAGACAGAAAGUUCAGUUUCGGCUGCAGACUAUAAGACAUUCAGCAAAUUUUUGGGUGGCGAGUGCUUAAAGAAAGAUGAUCAGAAACAGUCAGUGAAGUAUGUGAAAGCUUUACUGGACAAACGGAUACAAAUUUCAUUUGAAAUGGGCGAAACUUUUGUACACCUGUGGAAGAUAGAGUCACAACAGUUAGCAGACUUGAAAUCGUUUGUAUCACGUCCGUGCACAAUUUUAUCUAACAAAUUCAACACCGUAAAUCUAGGUUUGCAUUUACAGCUUGAACUUUCUUGUCAAAGACCAUCAGUGUCGUUGAGUCCAUUUGGACAAUUUAGAGUAAUGAGACUAGAUAACUGGACAUUUGAAGCAAAGGUGUACUGUUGUGGUCAACAACUGCACAAGUCAAAGUAUUUGAUGUCAAUUUUGCUGCAUGAUAAUCAUCAUUACAGGUCAAGAGUUCAGAAAGAGAUUGACUUUAGUCUCCCAGCUACUCGUGGGCAGUUUCAUGACUUAGAAAAAGAUUGUUUGUCUGUGGUUUGUCCGAAAUUUGAAAGCAGUAGUUUCAAGAUGGAAGCUACAAAUGGGUUGUUGGUUGUCUUUGAGUUGCAAUCAAAACUCUAACCAUUUAUUAAUUUGUUGGCUACAAGUGGUUGGGAGAUAGAAGCUCUAUAAUUAGUGGACAGGUUGUGAUCAUUUGACAGUAAAAUACUUAACUUAGCUGUCUUGUGCUGGAUGCAGGAGUUCUAUACUGUUGUAUGUAUUGGGGUUUGUAGUUGGUGUAAUACAGUUACU
Messenger RNA from Corticium candelabrum, 1646 nucleotides. RefSeq names its product TNF receptor-associated factor 3-like. Gene Ontology annotation, biological process: protein K63-linked ubiquitination; tumor necrosis factor-mediated signaling pathway. Bases 36 to 1475 code for a protein of 479 amino acids. NCBI's taxonomy places the organism in Eukaryota, Metazoa, Porifera, Homoscleromorpha, Homosclerophorida, Plakinidae. Gene Ontology annotation, molecular function: zinc ion binding; tumor necrosis factor receptor binding. The record is from RefSeq and is a predicted model, not a curated record. Gene Ontology annotation, cellular component: cytoplasmic side of plasma membrane. The transcript has a single exon.